AUGGACAGCCCCGAGAUUGCUGUAAACGUCUUUAAAUGGCUGACUAUUGUUACGGCUCUGAUGGUACGAGUAUCACUACUUCCAGAUUUCCGACGCAUGCAUCAGAACCACAGUACUGGUGACAUGUCCGUGAUGCCAUGUCUCCUGCUUUUAACAAAUUGCUACGCUGUCAUGAUGUACGCUUUAGUCAUCAACAAUAUCUUCCCGCUUUUUGUGGUAUCGAUUUUGGGAUGCAUUACUGGACUUGUUUUUAAUAUUUUCUUUUAUCGAUGGUCGAUCGAAAAACGUUUCGUUCUGUGUGCGUUCAUUGGAUCAUUUGCUGUUUGUAUGAGCGUGACAGUUUAUUGCAUUCUCGCCUUAAACGGAUACACGGGCCAGUCUCGCGCGGCAGUAAGUACAACGCUGGGCUUCGUUACCAUUGGCACAACUAUCGGAAUGUAUGUAUCACCGCUGGCUACCAUCGCUAGGGUACUUCGGACCAAAACAGCAUCGUCAAUGCCAUUUACAAUGGGAGUCGUUAAUGUAGCCAACAGUGUUUGCUGGGGUGUCUAUGCCGCUUUAAUCGAUGAUAUGUUCAUUUUUGGACCAAAUGUCGUUGGGUUUGUACUGGGAUGCAUUCAAAUAGUACUGACGCUUCUCUAUGGAACAAAGAUCUCGAACUUACCCGAACGUGUAAAUGAUUCUUGUAAUUCUGGUGGUCUUUCUGAAACAGCAAAAUAG
Plasmopara halstedii is the source of this 720-nucleotide messenger RNA. RefSeq lists its product as hypothetical. The coding region runs from base 1 to 720 and encodes 239 amino acids. Gene Ontology annotation, cellular component: membrane. Gene Ontology annotation, molecular function: sugar transmembrane transporter activity. The record is from RefSeq and is a predicted model, not a curated record. Gene Ontology annotation, biological process: carbohydrate transport. The transcript has a single exon. Lineage: Eukaryota; Oomycota; Peronosporomycetes; Peronosporales; Peronosporaceae.